AUGUUGUUUGUUAUAAAGAUAUUUGAUACUGUAAAGUUAAGUUUGUAUGAAUCAAGACAGUGUUAUCAACAAUUUAUAAGACUCAACAGUUCCAAUACGGUCAUGAAAGUUCUCAAUGUUGCGGAAAAGAACGAUGCCGCGAAAAAUAUCGCGAACUAUUUGUCUCGUGGCACUUGUAAUCGGAGAGAAGGAUUGUCAAAAUAUAAUAAAAUUUAUGAAUUUACUUCGCAUCUAUGGAAUCAAAACUGCGAAAUGAUCAUGACUUCUGUAUCAGGUCAUUUGCUAAAUUAUGAAUUUACUGAAGCAUAUCGUAAAUGGCAUGGUUGUCAUCCAUUAACUUUGUUCGAUGCACCCGUGGUAAAGAAAUGUUCAGAAGAGAAUUUUAUUAAGAUUAAGAAGACUUUGGAAAAGGAAAUAAAAAAAUGCAGUGCAUUGAUUAUUUGGACAGAUUGUGAUCGCGAAGGAGAGAAUAUAGGUUUUGAAAUUAUUGAAGUCUGUCGUGCAAUCAAGCCAAAUAUUCGUAUAUGCAGGGCAAAAUUUUCUGAAAUUACGCAAGUAUCUAUAAACAGAGCUCUUCAAAAUCUAUCUGAACCAGACAAAGCAAUCAGUGAUGCUGUAGAUGUAAGAAGUGAAUUAGAUUUAAGAAUAGGUGCUGCAUUUACAAGAUUUCAAACAAUGAGACUCAGACAAAUAUUUCCCAGGAGUCUGGCUGAUAUGUUGAUUAGUUAUGGUAGUUGUCAGUUUCCUACAUUAGGAUUUGUAGUUGAAAGAUUUUUAGCCAUUGAAAGAUUUAAGCCAGAACCAUAUUGGAAAUUAAAAGUGAUGGACAUUCGUGAUGACAUUUCUGUGGAAUUUAGAUGGGCAAGAGGAAGAUUAUUUGAAAAAUUGCCUUGUGAAGUAUUUUUAAAUAUAUGUUUGGAGCAACCCAAGGCUACCGUUGUAAAAGUAUUAAGUAAACCUAAGAGCAAGUGGAGACCACUACCACUUGAUACAGUUGAUUUAGAAAAACAAGGAUCUCGUAAACUUCAUUUAAGUGCAAAGGAAACUAUGAAGAUUGCAGAAAAAUUAUAUACUCAGGGUUUGAUUAGUUAUCCGCGUACAGAAACAAAUAUAUUUCCAAAAGAAUUGAAUUUAGUUCCAUUAGUGAAUGAACAAAUAAAUAAUCCAGCAUGGGGCCAUUUUGCACAACAGUUGUUAGAAAAGGGACCAAAUCCUAGACAAGGAAAGAAAAGUGAUCAAGCACAUCCUCCAAUACAUCCAACGAAAUAUACUGAUAAUCUAAAUGGCAAUGAAGCUAAAGUUUAUGAAUUUGUGGUUCGACAUUUUUUGGCUUGUCUAUCGAGUGAUGCUGUAGGUCAAGAAACAACGGUAGAAAUCGACAUAGCUGGAGAAAAAUUUGGUGCUAAUGGCCUACAAAUUAUUGAAAAGAAUUAUUUAAAUGUAUACAUUUAUGAAAAAUGGAGUAACAAAGAAAUUCAUAUAUAUCAAGAAGGUCAAGUUUUUCAGCCUACCAGUAUAGAUAUGGUACAGGAGGAAACAUGUCCUCCACGAUUGUUGACUGAAGCUGAUUUGAUCAGUUUAAUGGAUAAGUAUGGAAUUGGUACCGAUGCUACUCAUGCAGAGCAUAUAGAUAAAAUAAAAUCGCGUCAAUAUGUUGGUUUGACGGAUGGGAAGUAUUUAAUACCUGGAAAACUUGGAAUUGGAUUAGUAAUGGGUUAUGAUAAUAUGGGAUUUGAAAUGUCGAAACCAAACUUAAGAGCUAAUUUAGAAAAAGAUCUUCAAUUGAUAUGUGAUCGGCAAAAGAAUCCAAAAGAUGUUUUGGAAACUCAGAUAAAAAACUAUCGUGAUUUAUUUAAAAUAACGUUGGAACGUGCCAAUUUAAUCGAUAAUGCUUUAGCCAAUUAUCUCGAUGAACAACCGAGUGAAGCACAAGAGCUACAAAUUACCCAAGAAACUGUUAUUUUUAAGUGUCCAAAAUGUGGUUCGGAUAUGACUCUUAAAGAUAGAAAGCAAAGCACUGGAAAGUAUAUUGGUUGUAUGAAUUAUCCAACAUGUAAUAACGUAAUUUGGUUCCCUCAGACGGUAGAAUGUGUUGAAGUUUCGGAUCAAAUUUGUUCAGAAUGCCCAGGAAAUAUUCGUAAAUUAAAAUUUAAAUUUUUGAGAAAUGCUUUUCCUAUUUAUGGUACUGAUUAUACAACCUGCAUAGGUGGUUGUGAUUCUAUGUUUAAUGAAGCAUUAAGUAUAAAGAAUGAAAAUAUUAAAAGUUUAACUCCGGCAAAUGACUCUGGUUACCGUAGUAUGUUUGAUGGAGUUAUUGUUUCAAAUUCAUCUUCAAUAAGGAGCAGUGGAACUCAUCCAUUUUCAAAUACUGAAAAUAAGAAGAAUUUAAGCAACGCAUCGAUAGGGUUUGUUCGAAAUCAGAACAAUAAUCGUAAUAGAAAAGAAUCAAGAAAUAUUCAACAACAAAAUAUUUCAAAGACUAAUACAUGGCAUAAUAACAAUAUCAAUACCUCAAAUGAUGAUUUAAGACUGUCUGGAAAUGAACAAACUAAAAUAUGGGGUAACAUUGAUGACAAUGCCAUUAUUAUGUGUAAAUGUCAUGAAAAUGCGAUUCAAUUAACAGUAAGGAAAGAAGGACCAAAUCAUGGAAGGUUAUUUUAUAAAUGUGCGAAACCUCAAGGUAGUAAUUGUGAUUUUUUUUCUUGGGCACCAGAUAGCGCACAACAAAUGCAAAACAAUGUAAAUAGAAAUUCAAACCAGAUGUUAAAUGCCAGUACAAGUACUGGAUUAAGUGCUCAUGAUAACAGUUAUCGUGGUGUAUCUAUGUCAUCAAAUAAUGAUGUUAAAUGUCAUUGUAAUCAAAUUGCCGUACGACGGAUUGUACAAAAAGAUGGUCCAAACAAAGGACGCCCUUUUUUGUCAUGUCCUAAGAGUAUGAGUGAAUCUUGCAAAUUCUUUCAAUGGGCAGAAAAUGAUGGAAAUACAUAUAAUGUAUCUGAGAAAAGAGGUACAAAAUCAUUUAAAGAAGGAGAAAAUGAGCUACAAGAAAAUUUGAGAAAGAAACGCCGAGUUACUACUGGUAAAAAAAAAUGUGGAAUCUGCAGAAUUGAAGGUUUGUAUUUUAUUGCAUAUAAUCUUUUGAUAUGGAAUGUAUUACUCACGUUGAGGCAUAUGAUUUUAUUCUUAGGACAUACAAAGAAAACUUGUCCCGAGAAUGCAAUGGACUGA
Messenger RNA from Heterotrigona itama, 3228 nucleotides. The record is from the annotation of a GenBank genome assembly. NCBI's taxonomy places the organism in Eukaryota, Metazoa, Arthropoda, Insecta, Hymenoptera, Apidae.